Messenger RNA from Bufo bufo (common toad), 5630 nucleotides. RefSeq names its product tubulin tyrosine ligase like 11 (gene TTLL11). Gene Ontology annotation, cellular component: cilium. NCBI's taxonomy places the organism in Eukaryota, Metazoa, Chordata, Amphibia, Anura, Bufonidae. The record is from RefSeq and is a predicted model, not a curated record. Gene Ontology annotation, biological process: protein polyglutamylation; microtubule cytoskeleton organization. Bases 1 to 3621 code for a protein of 1206 amino acids. Gene Ontology annotation, molecular function: tubulin-glutamic acid ligase activity; tubulin binding. The transcript has 9 exons.
AUGAGUCUGUCAGGCAGCCGGGGAACGGUGGGAGUUACUGGCCCCGGAGGGCCACACCAGGCGGGGCUGCGGCUGAAGCUGAAGGGCGCCGGGAGGGUGGUAGUGACCGGACUUCAUCAUGGAGCCCCUCAGGCGGGGAAAGAGAGGGGAAGAAGGCGGGACAGUAGGAGAGAAGAGCAGACGGGGGGCGGUGUGGCGACCCCUGGUGUCAGGAGUGAUACUGGGGCCACCCCUGGUGUCAGAAGGGAUACAGGGGCCACCCCUGGUGUCAGGAGGGAUACUGGGGCCACCCCUGGUGUCUGGAAGGAUACUGGGGCCACCCCUGGUGUCUGGAAGGAUACUGGGGCCACCCCUGGUGUCUGGAAGGAUACUGGGGCCACCCCUGGUGUCAGGAGUGAUACUGGGGCCACCCCUGGUGUCAGGAGUGAUACUGGGGCCACCCCUGGUGUCAGGAAGGAUACUGGGGCCACCCCUGGUGUCAGGAGUGAUACUGGGGCCACCCCUGGUGUCAGGAAGGAUACUGGGGCCACCCCUGGUGUCAGGAAGGAUACUGGGGCCACCCCUGGUGUCAGGAAGGAUACUGGGGCCACCCCUGGUGUCAGGAAGGAUACUGGGGCCACCCCUGGUGUCAGGAAGGAUACUGGGGCCACCCCUGGUGUCUGGAAGGAUACUGGGGCCACCCCUGGUGUCUGGAAGGAUACUGGGGCCACCCCUGGUGUCUGGAAGGAUACUGGGGCCACCCCUGGUGUCUGGAAGGAUACUGGGGCCACCCCUGGUGUCGGGAAGGAUACUGGGGCCACCCCUGGUGUCUGGAAGGAUACUGGGGCCACCCCUGGUGUCAGGAAGGAUACUGGGGCCACCCCUGGUGUCUGGAAGGAUACUGGGGCCACCCCUGGUGUCAGGAAGGAUACUGGGGCCACCCCUGGUGUCUGGAAGGAUACUGGGGCCACCCCUGGUGUCUGGAAGGAUACUGGGGCCACCCCUGGUGUCUGGAAGGAUACUGGGGCCACCCCUGGUGUCUGGAAGGAUACUGGGGCCACCCCUGGUGUCUGGAAGGAUACUGGGGCCACCCCUGGUGUCUGGAAGGAUACUGGGGCCACCCCUGGUGUCUGGAAGGAUACUGGGGCCACCCCUGGUGUCUGGAAGGAUACAGGGGCCACCCCUGGUGUCUGGAAGGAUACUGGGGCCACCCCUGGUGUCUGGAAGGAUACUGGGGCCACCCCUGGUGUCUGGAAGGAUACUGGGGCCACCCCUGGUGUCAGGAAGGAUUCUGGGGCCACCCCUGGUGUUGGGGCUGAUAUUAGCUUGUCUCAUGUGGCUCAGUCAAUUCAGGAAUCUAAAGAUGAGAAGUCAGUAACUGGGGUGAGAAGAGGUCUCCAGACUGAGAGUGAGGUUACAAGGGGUACCAGGGCAGACAGCGGGGUGCCGCGUCCUCCGGGGGCAGACAGCGGGGUGCCGCGUCCUCCGGGGGCAGACAGCGGGGUGCCGCGUCCUCCGGGGGCAGACAGCGGGGUGCCGCGUCCUCCGGGGGCAGACAGCGGGGUGCCGCGUCCUCCGGGGGCAGACAGCGGGGUGCCGCGUCCUCCGGGGGCAGACAGCGGGGUGCCGCGUCCUCCGGGGGCAGACAGCGGGGUGCCGCGUCCUCCGGGGGCAGACAGCGGGGUGCCGCGUCCUCCGGGGGCAGACAGCGGGGUGCCGCGUCCUCCGGGGGCAGACAGCGGGGUGAUCAGGGUUCUUGGGGGCGACAGCGGGGUGACUGGCCACCAGAGACCAUCUCCACGGAGGAGGCCGGUGGAUGUUACCCGCCCACGAGCCUCUAAUCAUGGGGUAACAGACCGCAAGGCCCAUAGAGCAGUGAGUAAUGGGGGCUCGGAGGCCAGAGGGGCCCGUAGAAGGCCGGUCACAGUGGACAGCUCCAAGGCCAAGACGUCUCUGGAGGCGCUGAGAAUCGGCAUCAAGCAGCUGAAGUGGAAGGAGUUUCCCCUUGGCCGCCGUCUGCCCUGCGACAUUUACUGGCACGGGGUGUCCUUCUAUGAAAGUGAGAAUCUCUGCUCCGGUGAAGUCAACAAGUUCCCAGGGAUGGCAGAGGUGGUGCGCAAAAUCAGCCUGAGCCGAGCCAUGAGGACCAUGCAGGAGCUGUACCCGGAGGAGUAUGACUUCUACCCCCAGUCCUGGGUCCUUCCUGAGGAGUAUCACAUCUUCUCAGCAGAGGUUCGCAUGGCUAAAGACAACAACCCUUCUUGGAAGCCUACUUUCAUUGUGAAGCCAGAUGGUGGGUGCCAAGGAGAUGGCAUCUACCUCAUUAAGGACCCUGCAGAGGUCCGGACUAUGACUAGUCUCCAGAACCGUCCUGCAGUGGUCCAGGAGUACAUCACUAAGCCGCUCCUCAUAGACAGGCUGAAGUUUGAUUUGCGCCUCUAUGUCUUACUGAAGUCCUUAGAACCUCUGGAGAUUUACAUGUCCAAGGACGGCCUGUCACGCUUCUGCACCGAGCAGUACCAGGAGCCCAACCACAAGAACCUCCACCAUGUCUACAUGCACCUGACCAACUACUCUCUCAACAUCCACAGCAGCAACUUCAUCCACUCCAACAGUGUGCACACAGGUAGCAAGCGAACAGUGUCCAGCGUCCUCUACAGACUCCUGGCCAAAGGCAUGGACAUCAAGAACAUCUGGUCGGACAUCAUAGCACUGGUCGUCAAGACGGUCGUGGCUCUGAUUCCAGAACUUAAGGUCUAUUACCAGCUAGACAUACCCCCAGGAAAGCCCGGACCCUCUUGCUUCCAGAUUUUGGGGUUUGACAUUCUCCUGAUGAAGAACCUGAAGCCGGUGCUGCUAGAGGUGAACGCCAACCCCAGCAUGAAGAUUGAGCACGAGGAGGAGCUGCUGCCAGGUGUCUAUGAGAAUGUGCCGAGCCCUGUGGACGAGGAGGUGAAGAGCGCCGUCAUCAGGGACACGCUGCGCCUCGUGCACCUGGAGAGUAGGAGCAAGCAGAAGCCAUCUCCAUCUUCUGGUAAAAUGAACGAUGUCCAAAGCGGAUCUCCAGACUGUGACCCUGAGAGGAGCGAGAGCCCCAACAAGCGUCACCUGCCUCCGUUGUGCCUUAAGCAACUGUACCCCAAGUAUUCCAAGCAGUUCAGUCACCUCCGGGUGUUGGAGCGAAUCACUUCCCUGUUCAUUCGAUUUCUGGGAGUGAAGGGAUCCAUGAGGAUGGGGCCAACAGGAUUCCGCACCUUCAUAUGGAGCUGUCAGCUGAGUGGCGGCAGCUUCUCCAUGGCGGCAGGCGACAUCCUGUACAUUGAUAUAACCCGGCGGUGGAACAGCCAAGAGCACAAAGAGUCCGGGAUGUGUCUGCAGGCGUUCUUCGAGGCUUUCUUCCACUUGGCGCGGCGGCGUUAUAAAGGGCUAGCGCUUCAUGAGAAGGUGCAGUCCCUGGUGGAAUUCUGUGAAUGUCAGCUGGACUCAGUGGAGGAGAAGAGACUGCUUUGCAGCAGGGCACUGGCUGAACAGAGAAACGCCUUUUCCACCUACCGCCAGGCAAGCAUUCACAGGACCUCAUAUCCGGUGCACCGCGCCAGUGCGCCCUGCAAACUGACAGAUUACAAGCUCCAGCAUUCCUGAGCAUCGCCCCUUGACUGACUGGUGGCCUCUGCUACAACCAUCUCUGUGCCUGCAGGUGACAGAGUUAAUCCCUACAAUCCCAUGAGCUCUAUAUUUGUUUGGCCCUAACACCUCUCUACUCUACCGGUUGCAGUACCUAGUGUGCACCCAUGGGUGGCACUGUUACAAUUGUAGUCUAUGGUCAUUCACUGCUGGAUCUGGUCAACAGUCCUUGAUUGCUGGAGUCCGCUAGCAUGGCCGGGUCAAACACUGCAUCGGAAAAGGGUUUACAGAUGACAUGAUGAAUCGGUGUGGUAGUCGCCUGCGCAGGGUUUACAGCUGACAGAUGGUGAAUCGGAGCAGUCGUUGCCGGCACAGGAUUUACAGAUGACAUGAUGAAUCGGUGCAGUUGUCGCCUGCGCAGGGUUUACAGAUGACAGAUGGUGAAUCGGAGCAGUCGUUGCCUGCACAGGGUUUACAGAUGACAUGAUGAAUCGGUGCGGUUGUCGCCUGCGCAGGGUUUACAGAUGACAGAUGGUGAAUCGGAGCAGUCGUUGCCUGCACAGGGUUUACAGAUGACAUGAUGAAUCGGUGCGGUUGUCGCCUGCGCAGGGUUUACAGCUGACAGAUGGUGAAUCGAAGCAGUCGUUGCCUGCACAGGGUUUACAGAUGACAUGAUGAAUCGGUGCAGUUGUCGCCUGCGCAGGGUUUACAGCUGACAGAUGGUGAAUCGGAGCAGUCGUUGCCUGCACAGGGUUUACAGAUGACAUGAUGAAUCGGUGCGGUUGUCGCCUGCGCAGGGUUUACAGCUGACAGAUGGUGAAUCGGAGCAGUCGUUGCCGGCACAGGAUUUACAGAUGACAUGAUGAAUCGGUGCGGUUGUCGCCUGCGCAGGGUUUACAGAUGACAGAUGGUGAAUCGGAGCAGUCGUUGCCGGCACAGGAUUUACAGAUGACAUGAUGAAUCGGUGUGGUUGUCGCCUGCGCAUGGUUUACAGCUGACAGAUGGUGAAUCGGAGCAGUCGUUGCCUGCACAGGGUUUACAGAUGACAUGAUGAAUCGGUGCAGUUGUCGCCUGCGCAGGGUUUACAGCUGACAGAUGGUGAAUCGGAGCAGUCGUUGCCUGCACAGGGUUUACAGAUGACAUGAUGAAUCGGUGUGGUUGUCGCCUGCGCAGGGUUUACAGCUGACAGAUGGUGAAUCGGAGCAGUCGUUGCUGGCACAGGAUUUACAGAUGACAUGAUGAAUCGGUGCAGUUGUCGCCUGCGCAGGGUUUACAGCUGACAGAUGGUGAAUCGGAGCAGUCGUUGCCUGCACAGGGUUUACAGAUGACAUGAUGAAUCGGUGUGGUUGUCGCCUGCGCAGGGUUUACAGAUGACAGAUGGUGAAUCGGAGCAGUCGUUGCCUGCACAGGGUUUACAGAUGACAUGAUGAAUCGGUGCAGUUGUCGCCUGCGCAGGGUUUACAGAUGACAGAUGGUGAAUCGGAGCAGUCGUUGCCUGCACAGGGUUUACAGAUGACAUGAUGAAUCGGUGCAGUUGUCGCCUGCGCAGGGUUUACAGUUUACACACAGUAAAUCGGUGCACUUGCCACCUGCGCAGGAUUUCCAGGUGACACACAGGGAAUCGGUGCGGUCGUCACCUGUGCCGGGUUUACAGUUUACACACAGUGACUUGGUGCGGUAGUCGCUUGCACAGAGUUUACAGCUGACAGAUGGUGAAUCGGUGCAGUAGUUGCCUGCGCAGGGUUUACAGCUUACGCGGUGAAUCGGUUCGGUAGCCGUCUGCACAGGGUUUACAGCUGACACACAGUGAAUCAGAGCAGUAGUCGCUUGCACAGGGUUUACAGCUUGCACACAGUGAAUCAAUGCAGUUGCCACCUGCGCAGGGUUUCCAGGUGACAAACAGUGAAUCGGUGCAGUUGGUGCCUGCGCAGGGUUUACAGCUGACACUCCGUUCGUCUACUGUGUUUUUCAACUUUGUGUUUGCCACCAAACAACCCGAGCAGAUGAGCUGCUGCCCCCUGACUGCC